AUGGCGAUCCUUGGUGCAGCAGAGGAGCGUCGUCUCUUCUCUGAUGGUGCCGUAGGAGCACUUAUGCAUUGGCCAGAUGGCUAUUCGGUAGAUGCAGCACAGUGGGUAUCUGAGGCCUGUGACGCAUAUUCCCGGCCUCUUGGUGCCUACUCCAGAGGUUCUCUUUCUGCCGUCGCUCCACCUGCUUCAGUCGGUCCUCUAAGAAACGCCUCGGGGGCCCUCGAGCACCCCCCUGCGGCUUCCGCAGGGCGUUUGAGACACCCAGAGAGGGUCCCUCAUGGCUCAGGCUUAUUUUCGGAUGCUCUUUUUCCCUCAAGGAGUAGAGGGGAUCUGACGCCGCAGGAUUUGGUAGCCCUUGGCGGCGUCUCUACUGGUGGAGGGGUGUGUUUGUCAGAAGGCCAGCAUCAACAACGUUGUUCCCCGACGACUAGCGGGCAGGGCGAAGAAGCGCAGACUCUUGAUAGGGCUGCAGCCGCAUCAGCUGCGGCACCCGCAUGCCAACUGCUGCUCCAGACGCAGCAUGAGAUUUUGAAGCAGCAGUACCAACAGGUAGAGCAGUUGCGUGUCCAGUUGCAGCAGCUGGGGGACAUGCUUAGUACGCUGAGGCUGCAAGUUAGCGGCUCCAGCCAAGGCACCACUGGAUCUCAUACCACUCCCAUUCCCCAAUCCGCCAACACAGCUAUGCCCUCUGGAGGCCUCCAAAACACGGUCCCCGAGGACGCUGAUCUGGAUCCCUUGGAUGUUGAAUUGGGUGAUGACUACCUUGGCUGGAGUUUGGAUCCCAGAGACUACAAGGAAAUGCCAGCAGAGGCGUUAGACUGGAUCCCUCCUGCCGGCAUUCCUUCGGGACAGCCAGAGCACUAG
Messenger RNA from Cyclospora cayetanensis, 864 nucleotides. RefSeq lists its product as uncharacterized. NCBI's taxonomy places the organism in Eukaryota, Apicomplexa, Conoidasida, Eucoccidiorida, Eimeriidae. The record is from RefSeq and is a predicted model, not a curated record. The transcript is spliced from 4 exons. Bases 1 to 864 code for a protein of 287 amino acids.